Penicillium canescens is the source of this 1059-nucleotide messenger RNA. Its product is annotated as tyrosine--tRNA ligase TYS1. The record is from RefSeq and is a predicted model, not a curated record. The transcript is spliced from 7 exons. Lineage: Eukaryota; Fungi; Ascomycota; Eurotiomycetes; Eurotiales; Aspergillaceae. The coding region runs from base 1 to 1059 and encodes 352 amino acids. Gene Ontology annotation, biological process: tyrosyl-tRNA aminoacylation. Gene Ontology annotation, molecular function: tyrosine-tRNA ligase activity; ATP binding.
AUGGAUUCCGCGGCUCAGGCAAGAUACGAUCUGAUCACUAACAACCUCGCUGAGGUUCUGGACCCUGAGAUCAUCCAGAAGGUCUUGGCCGAGGGUCGCAACCCCCGAAUUUACUGGGGUACCGCUACGACUGGACGCCCCCAUACCGGAUACUACAGCCCUGCCCUCAAGAUCGCCGAAUUGCUAGCUGCAGGAUGCGACGUUGUCAUCCUCCUCGCCGACAUCCACGCCUUCCUCGACAACCUUAAGGCACCUCUUGAACUCGUCGAAAACCGCGCGAAAUACUACUCGAAGGUUAUCACAGCGAUCCUGAAGUCUGUCGGUGUGCCUACCGAGAAACUCGAAUUUGUUCUAGGCAGCUCCUACCAGAAGAGCCCUGAAUAUGUCAUGGAUGUCUACAAGCUGUCUUCAGUUGUCUCUGAAGUACAGGCAAAGAAGGCUGGGGCUGAGGUCGUUAAGCAGACUGGCAAUGCGCCUCUGAGUGGACUGUUGUACCCAGUUCUCCAGGUCCUUGAUGAAGAGCACCUCAAGGUUGACGCCCAAUUAGGUGGUAUCGAUCAGCGCAAGCUGUUUGUUGCCGCCAAGGAGUGGCUUCCUAAGAUUGGAUACCGCGAGCGUGCCCACCUGCUCAACCCUAUGGUUGCAGGCCUCUCUGGCGGAAAGAUGAGCUCUAGUGAAGAAAAUAGUAAAAUCGAUCUUCUUGACAACGCCGACACCGUUACGAAGAAGAUUCGCAAGGCAGAGGCAUUCCCCAAGAUCGUUGAAGGCAAUGGUAUUGUUGCACUAGUCGAAUUCAUCCUGCUUCCAGCUGCCGCUCUGAGGGGCAACAAAGAGUUCCGGGUCGAGCGUAGAGACGCAGAGCCCUUGGUCUACACCGAUAUCAAGCAACUCCAGGACGAUUACACAAACGAUAUUUUGACCCCACAACUACUGAAGCCUGCUGUUGCCGCUGGCCUGGUCGAACUUAUGGCGCCUAUCCAGGCUGCCUACGAGACUGACACCGAGUGGCAGGAGAUUGCAUUGAAGGCUUACCCCCUCCCGUUGUGCACAAGAAGGUGA